AUGGGCGUCCCUGAAGACACGAAAGUUGCGACCGCAAGUCCCGCCUCUGACGAGGCCGCGGAGGUGGGCUCCGUCAGAGAGCUGAAGACUCUACAUGUCGAUGGCGUCGAUCCCGUCUUUGAGCACCAAGCCAGGCUCGUGAAUCAUGCGGUCCAGUCUAUCGGCAUGGGCAAGUACCAAUGGGCUUUGUUCUUCCUCUGCGGCUAUGGCUGGUUGUGCGAUCAGCUUUGGCAAACGACUGUAUCAGACGCGCUUGGUCAAGUAGCAGUGGAAUUUCAGCCGCAGCACUCGGCCUUUCUGUCCCUUGCUCUGAUUGCAGGUCUUGUUGUGGGAGCCUCAUUCUGGGGUCUUGGAUGUGAUUUGAUUGGAAGACGACUCGCAUUCAACUUGACCUUGCUGAUUGCCGGAGUCUUCGGGACUGCUGCUGGCGCGGCCAACAGCUUCGUCAGUUGCGCCGUGCUUGUCUCGUUCUGCGGCUUUGGGGUUGGAGGCAAUCUGCCCGUUGACUCCGCCGUGUUCCUCGAAUUUCUGCCAGGCACCCAUCAAUAUUUGCUCGAGAUCUUGGCUGUUUGGUGGUCAAUCGGGCAAGCUAUCCCAGCAGGGGCGGCUUGGGGCUUCAUCAGCCGUUAUUCCUGCAGCGAGGACACCCCAGCGGGACAGUGUCAGAAGAAGGACAACAUGGGAUGGAGAUAUCUUAUGUACUCGAUGGGCGCCAUCACGCUGGCUGCUUUCUUUCUGCGCUUUGCCUUUUUCCGACUGCGCGAAAGCCCUCGGUACCUAAUCGGUCAAGGACGGUACCAAGAAGCCAUUGACGUGCUGAACGACGUUGCAAAAUACAACGGCACCACACAACCACUGACAGUGGAGGAUCUGCUGCAGGUCGAGAGAGAUUAUGCCGUCGCGGGGCACCCAGCGGCUGUGAACAGGCCGACUGCCUGGCAAAGGACCAUGGCCCAAUUCAAACCAGGUGGCUUCAAGCACAUCCGAGCGCUGUUCUCGACCAAGAAAGUGGCAUACAGCACAAGUUUGAUUAUUCUGGUAUGGGGCAUGAUAGGUUUGGCUUCACCAUUGUAUGCGAAUUUCCUUCCCCAGUAUUUGGCGCUGCACGGAGCCCAGGCUGGGUCCAGCAGCAUUGCCAUCACAUACCGGAACAACUUCAUCAUCAUUGCUUGCUCGAUUCCUGGCACGCUGAUGGCGGGCUGGUUCAUUGGCUUGCCCAAAAUUGGCAGAAGAGGCACUCUUGGCAUUGCUCUGAUCCUUACCGCGGUCUUCCAAUUCGCCUUCACCACAGCCAGAACACAGGCUUCCAUUCUGGCCUUCAACUGCAUCACCUCCUUCGUAUCGUAUAUCAUGUGGGGAGCCUUAUACUGUUAUACACCUGAGGUCAUACCAAGUAUUCACCGUGGCACGGGAUGUGGGCUGGCCUCAGCCUUCAAUCGAAUCUGUGGUCUUCAGGCACCGAUUAUCGCGACGUAUGUGGGGUACAACAACAAGCCGAUUUUCGUCUCGGCGAGUCUGUACAUCGUGGCCGGCUUCAUCAGCUUCAUUUUCCCCUACGAGACCAGCGGAAAGGCAAGUCUUUGA
Messenger RNA from Cladophialophora carrionii CBS 160.54, 1584 nucleotides. RefSeq lists its product as uncharacterized. The transcript has 6 exons. The record is from RefSeq and is a predicted model, not a curated record. The coding region runs from base 1 to 1584 and encodes 527 amino acids. Gene Ontology annotation, molecular function: transmembrane transporter activity. Lineage: Eukaryota; Fungi; Ascomycota; Eurotiomycetes; Chaetothyriales; Herpotrichiellaceae. Gene Ontology annotation, biological process: transmembrane transport.